CAGCAGUUAUCUGUUGAACACUUUAAUAUUAAUACGUAUCAAUAAUCAAAUAGAUUUGUGUAUAAUAUUAAAUUGAAUAUAGGAUUUUAUUAAAACAACGGUAUUUUGCAAACGUUUUAAAAUGGUACAUUAUUAUGAAUAAUUUUAAUAAAGAAGUUGCUGUUAAUUACGUCAAAACUUUAGUUGAUAAAAAUCGAUGUGUUACUUGUGACCUGUUAAAUGGACCUAUUGUAAGAUAUCCGUGUGGACAUCACGUAUGUAAUAACUGUGCCAUAAACGCCGAAUACUGUAUACGUUGCCUUUCACCACCUACCAAUUCGAUUAAUUCCAUUGAUGUACCUUACGGGCAACGCAUCGAACAUGUUUUACAUCUUUUAACUACAUUUCAGGAUUUAUUUAACCUCGAUGUUUACAAAAGACACAGACUAUCAGAACAAUUAAAAUUGGAAAAACAAAUAUUUCCAAAAUGUAUACAAGCUCCAUCAAAAUAUUGUAAUAAAAGAAAAAGUACUAAAUAUAUAGUAAAUGAUAAAGAAAAUUCAAGAUUGCCAUUCCUAGCUGGUGAAAGCAUAUCUAAUGUGUUAAAUAUGGAAAACACUGUAAAUUAUGUUCAACAGUGGCUAAAAAAUAAUGAAUCAACCUCAAAGAAAUCCAGUAAUCUACCUCGUAAACCGUUUGCAGAUUUAAAUGUGAACAGUCAAAGUUUUACUAAAGAUUUUAGCUUAGUUACUAAAGACAAUGAUUCAGAAGUUUCAAAUAGAAAAAGAACCCAUAUAAAGGUUAUUAAUACUAAUAGUAAGAAAAAAUUGAGGCUUUUACCUAAAAAUAAAAAGAAAGAGUCCAUUACCAUACCUAGAUUGUUAAGUAAUAAUGAAAGCACUAGUUUGCAAAGAAGCAAAUGUGAAAAUGAUGAAAGUGGAAUUGUUGUUGAUGAGGAGACUAUUGUUAUAGAUAAUAGUCAAGAAGGUUUUAUUGAUAAAGAUAGACUUGCAUUAAUUGCUGUACAAGAGGCUGAAAAAUUUAAACCCUGUGAUUUUACAAAAAAAUCUGAUCAAUCGGAACACAUAAUUACAUUAACUGAACCCACUAUACUAUCAAAACCCGUUUAUUUCAAUACAGACUCUUACAAAAUACCUUUUUACAAAAAAAGCUUACUAUAUAAGAUCUGUAAUGAAUGUACAAAUGAAAAAAAACAGUUACAAAAUCCAGUGCCAGCAAAAAGUGUAACAGUAAUAAUUGAUAAUGACAACUUCAUAACCACAAUCAAAUGUUCACAUUGCCCUGUAAGAAAUAUUGAAUUAAAAAAGCAAUCCGUCCAAGUACAAACCGAUAUGAUUAAAGAUAGAACAGAUUUAAUUCAAGCUCCCUCAAAAAUCAACAUUGAAACUCAAAAUAACAAUGACAACAAAAUAUCAAAGCAUGACAAUGUAGAAAAUAAUGUUUUGCUUAAUAAAGAUAUAGAUACUGACAAAAAGGAUGGAGGUAUUCCAAAAAUUACAAAGGACAAUGUUAAUGUAUUACCUUCAAAGAGAAAAUGUCUGGUAAUAGACGAUUCAGACACAGAUAGUGAUAUCAAUGAAACUGUUUGCACUCUUGAAGCCACUGCAGAGGUUCAUAAAGAAAUAAAUUUCGGUAUACUAUCCUCAAUGGAGGCUCACGAGUAUGUCAACAGAAUGAAGCCUAUAGUCCGCGGACAUACCCCACUUAGUACUGAUUCAUCUGACAAAGAAAAUUAUGACCCAAACAGAAUUAAAAGACAAAAAUUUGGAAAAAAGAAAAACAAUAAAAAAUAAAUGGGAGUUAAUGUUUUUAUUUUUAUACAUGUUAAAUUGUAAAUAAAGAACUUUUAUAUAUUUAUU
Molecule: messenger RNA, 1859 nt
Organism: Nymphalis io (European peacock)
Lineage: Eukaryota; Metazoa; Arthropoda; Insecta; Lepidoptera; Nymphalidae
Exons: 4
Coding region: 135-1793 (552 amino acids)
Source: RefSeq, a predicted model, not a curated record